Messenger RNA from Theobroma cacao (cacao), 1524 nucleotides. It is a transcript of the gene TRB2, whose product is annotated as Homeodomain-like/winged-helix DNA-binding family protein. Gene Ontology annotation, cellular component: nucleosome. The record is from RefSeq and is a predicted model, not a curated record. Lineage: Eukaryota; Viridiplantae; Streptophyta; Magnoliopsida; Malvales; Malvaceae. Gene Ontology annotation, biological process: nucleosome assembly. Gene Ontology annotation, molecular function: double-stranded telomeric DNA binding.
CAGUAGAUUUCAGAAGCCAAAUAACCCAUAGAUAUAAAAGCUAUAGUGAAAAAGAAAAUUUCCAUAUUUCCAUUUUAAUAUUCUUAUGGACAAAAAAGCAAGCCUCCCCUAUAUGUUUUUCACUCUCCCACUUUGCAAUCCUUUGUUUUGUAAGAAAUAAUUUCUGAUAAUUAUUCAGAUGCUCCGCGCGUGAAUUCUCUUUCUCCUCUCGCGCGUUUCUCCGAUCAGGAAUUUGUUGAUGGGUGCCCCUAAGCAGAAAUGGACAGCAGAAGAAGAAGCUGCCCUCAAGGCAGGAGUUCUGAAGCAUGGAACUGGCAAAUGGCGCAAUAUACUUUCAGACCCUGAGUUUAGUUCUGUCUUACGUUCACGCUCAAAUGUGGACCUCAAGGAUAAAUGGAGAAAUAUAAAUGCAACAGCCAUUUGGGGUUCAAGGCAGAAAGCCAAGCUUGCUCUUAAAAGAAAUCAGUUGACUGCUAAACAUGAUGAUAACCCUGCAGCUGUAAUCACUGUACCUCCAAGUGAAGAAGUUGUGGAUGCUAAGCCCCUUGCAAUUUCUAGUGGAACGCCAAGGGCAACUGGUCCAAAAAAGCCAAUUUCAAGGUUGGAGAAUAUUUUAUUAGAGGCCAUCACCAGUUUGAAAGAGCCAGGUGGUUCUGACAGAGCUUCAAUUGCUGUGUACAUAGAGGAGAAAUAUGCUGCUCCACCAAACCUCAAGAAGCUGUUGGCAACGAAAUUAAAGCUGUUGGUGGCAAAUGGGACAUUGAUAAAGAUAAAGCACAAGUAUAGGAUUGCACCACGAUCAACUGUCUCUGAAGCAAGAAGAUCUCCUCUGCUUCUUUUGGAAGGAAGGCAGAAGGAUUCUUCAAAAUUGGACAAGAAGGGCAUCAACAUUCUCACUAAAUCCCAAGUUGAUGCAGAGUUGUCAAAAAUGAGGAGCAUGACAGCAGAAGAGGCUGCUGCAGCUGCUGCACGAGCAGUUGCAGAGGCAGAAGUUGCAAUUGCAGAGGCUGAAGAGGCAGCAAGAGAGGCAGAGGCAGCAGAAGCUGAAGCAGAAGCUGCAAAAAUUUUUGCCAAAGCGGCAGAGAAGGCAUUGAAGGCUAGGAUGCUAGAUACCUGAUGGCAUAAGUGGAUACCUACCAUAUGGUCUUAUAUCGCUGCUGGAAACAUGCAUCAGACUGGACAUCAUGUGGCCUGGUAUAUCAACUGCGAUCAUGUCUAUAACUGUAAAUUUAUUAGGCUUGUAAAAAAAGAAAUGUGAGAUUAAUCCAUGAAGUUCUGCUUCUUUUCAAACAAAGAUUUAGUGAGGAGCUUAGAGGUUUUUGUGAUUUUAUAGCUUUACCAUGAAGUAAAUGAAGGGUACAGAUAUAGCAAAGAAAUAGAAGUAGGUAUUCACGAUGUCAUGCUUGAGAUAUGAUCUAUCUUUUUUGAAAGUCAGAUCUGAAUACAAUUAAACUUGCAAUUUUGCUAGUGGAUGUUCAAGUAUUUGCAGUGUUAUUGUGUUGGCUAAUAGCCAUUUCGGAACUC